AUGAGUGUUUUGAGUGGUUUAAGCAAAGCUGACUUCAAGACGGCGAGUGAUGGACUGUUGGAGCUCAACGAGGAGAAGCUCCGUAGCAUCAUGCGCUCGGAACCCAUCACGGAUAUAUACCAUGUUGAGCAGACGCCGUUCGCAAGGUCAGUACCACGAUACCAAUCACGUGUUAAUCUUGUGUACCUUAUCUCUUUCGCUCAAGGUAACAGGUUUCACUGCGAAGCAUAG
This is a messenger RNA of Leptosia nina, 231 nucleotides long. NCBI's taxonomy places the organism in Eukaryota, Metazoa, Arthropoda, Insecta, Lepidoptera, Pieridae. The record is from the annotation of a GenBank genome assembly.